Molecule: messenger RNA, 1656 nt
Organism: Penicillium mononematosum
Lineage: Eukaryota; Fungi; Ascomycota; Eurotiomycetes; Eurotiales; Aspergillaceae
Product: putative citrate synthase
Exons: 9
Coding region: 1-1656 (551 amino acids)
Biological process (GO): carbohydrate metabolic process; tricarboxylic acid cycle
Cellular component (GO): mitochondrial matrix
Molecular function (GO): carbon-sulfur lyase activity
Source: RefSeq, a predicted model, not a curated record
AUGCCUCUCUCCGGACACUGCCUCUGCAAAGCCGUCACGUACACCGUGGACGUUGACGCCCCUGUGAUCACUGCCUAUGACCAUUGCGAUGACUGCCAACGCCAGAGUGGCUCGACCUACUCGCUCGUCGCUGUUGUCCCUAAGGAAAAGCUGAAGAUUGCCGGUCCCGUCAAGAGCUGGGCUGGCAAGGGCUCUUCCGGCCAUGCUGUCCACCGCAUCUUCUGCUCUGAGUGUGGUUCCCCCAUCGCUCAUGACCCUGAUGCCGCUCCCGAGAUCAUUGCCCUCAAGGCUGGCACUCUCGAUACUGAGAUCAAGAAGACCUUGAAGCCUGACACCGAGAUCUGGACUGUCAGCAAGCUUCCUUUCUGCCAGGAAUCCCUUGCCCGCCCUUUCAAGCACAUGCCUGAUAUUCUGCUUAAAAUGUCGACUGGCACUCUAUUUAUCUGUGACUCGCGCACUAACGUGAACUAUGAGAUCCCCAUUAACCAAAACGCAGUACGGGCGACCGAUCUUCAGGGUAUCCGGGCGCCUUCGCUCAAUAGCAAUCGCGCAAACCAAGUCGCCCAUGGAUUGCGUGUAUAUGAUCCCGGAUUGCAAAAUACGGCCGUGACACAGUCAACUAUCAGUUUCUCUGAUCAUGAACACGGUCUACUUCUGUAUCGAGGGUAUACCCUAGAGCAACUCUGGGGAUGCGAGUUCGAAGAAAUGUUCCAUCUCCUGCUAUGGGGGACAUAUCCCACAGCAAGUCAGCGUGAAGAGCUACGCCAGCGGCUGGCACAGUAUAUGCAAGAGGUCCCUGAUAUUGUGCGCCAGACUAUCUUCAAUCUUCCGAGGACAAGCAGCCCACUGCCGCUGAUUCUAGCCGGCCUUUCCGCCUACCUGGCCUGUAUACCCGAUGUGAUCCCAGCUACCGCAAAUGCGACAAUCUACCAAACAGACAUCAAACGAGCCGACCAAGUCAUCCUGCAAACCGUUGCCGCCUACGCUGUUGUCUUCGGAGCCACCCAGAAGACAAACCGCCCAGACCCUACACGCAUAUCCUGCUUCCGCCGCUUUGGUAACCUCAACGCCGAGCACGGAAUGGCCCUAAGUGUCUUCACGGCCCUAGUGACCGCCUCAUCCCUGACUGACCCGGUAUCCUGUCUGAUAUCUGCCGUGGCUGCCGCCCACGGACCCUUACACUUUGGUGCAACAGAGUCCGCCCAACGCGCUCUCCUUAACAUUGGAGAACCGAGCAAUGUCCCAGCCUUCAUCGAAGAAAUAAAAGCCGGAAAGCAAAAGUUAUUCGGCUAUGGCCACCGCACCUAUAAGGGAAUGGACCCACGCGUGCGUCCGAUCCAAAGUAUCCUGAAGGAUUUAACUGAUGUUCAUCAACCGCUAUUAAAAGUCGCCGAGACGAUCGAGGAGGCCGCUGCGAAAGACGAGUAUUUUAGUACACGGGGCUUGUAUCCUAAUGCGGACUUCUACGGUAACUUUGUGUUUACUGGAAUUGGCUUUGAGCCUGAGAUGAUUCCGGCGGCAAUGCUUGCUCAUCGCAUCAUGGGUAUUAUGGCGCACUGGAGAGAGUACAUGGUCACUCGUGGCAAGCUGUUUCGACCUAUUCAUUUGUAUACGGGCCAGGCAGAGCCUACUUCCGGACCCAGGCCUAGCAUAUAG